AUGACACUAACCACACUAGAUCUUACGGCCGGUAAAGUUGGAGAUGAUGGAGCACAACUUUUGGGUAAUGCAUUAAAACGCAACACAGCACUCACCACACUAAAUCUAUGCAGCAAUGAAAUCGGACUUGUUGGAGCACGAUAUUUAGGUGAUGCAUUACAUCACAAUAUGACACUCACCAGUCUGAAUCUUCGACAUAAUCAAAUCGGAGAUGCUGGAGCGGAAUCUAUCGGUAUUGCAUUACAUCAUAUCACAAAACUCACUACUCUAGAUCUCUCGUACAAUGAAUUUGGAGAUGUUGGAGCACAAUCUUUGGGUAAUGCAUUACGACACAGCAGGACAUUAACCACACUAUACCUUAAGGGCAAUCACAUCGCAGAUGCUGGAGCACAAUUUUUGGGCGAUGGGUUACGAUACAACAAGACAUUAACCGCACUAGAUCUUAUGAACAAUCAAAUCGGAGAUGCUGGAGCACAAUCUUUGGGUGAUGCAUUAGGACACAACAGGACACUUACCACGUUAAAUCUCGAGGACAAUCAAAUCAGAGAUGCUGGAACGCAAUUUUUGGGCGAUGGGUUACAAUACAACAUAACACUCACUAGUCUACAUCUUCUGAAUAAUCAAAUUGGAGCCGUUGGAGCACAAUCUUUGAGUAAUGCAUUACGACUCAACUCAACACUCACCUUUCUAAGUCUUUCAAACAAUCAAAUCGGGCCUCUUGGAGUACAAUUUUUAGGUGCUCGAUUACCACAAAAUACGGCGCUCACCAGUCUAGAUCUUUCGAACAAUAAAAUCGGAGAUGUUGGAGCACAAUGUUUGGGCCAUGCGUUACAACACAACAGAACAGUCACCAUACUAAUUCUCUCGGAGAAUCAAAUCGGUGAUGUUGGAGCACAAUUUUUAGGUGAUGCAUUACAGCACAACAGAGCAUUGACCGCUCUAGACCUUUCGGACAAUCAAAUUGGAGAUGGUGGAGCACAAUCUUUAGGUGAUGUAUUACAACAUAACGCGACUUCCACUACUGUAAACCUGUCGAACACUCAAUUCGGAGACGUUGCAGCACAAUUUUGGGGUUAUAUACUACAACACAACAAUACAUUCACCGACAUAGAUCUUUCGAAGAAUGAAAUCGGGGAUGUCGGAGCACAAUCUCUGGGUGAUGCAUUACAAUAUAAUGCGAUUACCUACCAGGUUGGCCAAAGUCCAUAUUUCGUAGCAGUAGGUGAUAUGAAUCGCGACAAUAAACUCGAUAUUGCUGUUGCAAAUUAUGGUGCGAACACUAUCAGCGUUCUUCUCAACCAAGAUAAUGGAACGUUUCUCACUCAAGUUACUUACUCAGCUGGCUCCACUGCCUACGCAGUAGCAGUAGCUGAUGUGAAUAAUGAUAACGCGUCGGAUAUUGUUGUUGCAAACGCUCUUUCGAACAACGUCGGUGUUUUACUGAACCAAGGCAACGGAACAUUUUUUAAUCAAACUACUUAUAAAGUAGAUAGCACUCCGGUGUCAGUACAAAUAGGUGAUGUAAAUAAUGAUAAUAAAGUCGAUAUUAUUGUCGCAAACUUAAAUUCAGGUACCGUCAGUAUUCUUCUAAACAUUGGUAAUGGAAUAUUUCUUUCUCAGACUAAUUAUUCAGUCGGUACAAGUCCACAAUCGUUAGCAAUAGGUGAUGUCAAUAAUGAUAAUAAAAUUGAUAUUGUCGUUGCAAAUUCGGGUUCGAACACCGUUAGCGUUCUUCUCAACAGAGGCAAUGGAACGUUUCUUUCUCAAAUUACUUAUCCAACGGGCACUACUCCAUAUUCAGUAGUAAUUGGUGACAUGACUGGUGAUAAUAACCAAGAUAUUAUUGUCGCAAAUUCUGGUUCGAAUACCAUCGGUGUUCUUCUUGGUACAGGCAAUGGACUAUUUCUUUCUCAGUUAACUUACUCGGUUGGUACUGGUCCACUAUCAGUAGCAAUAGUCACAUUAGAAAAUGGUAAAGUAUUAGCUACUGGUGGGCAGAAUAGUGGUGGUUAUCUCAGUAGUGCUGAAUUGUAUAAUCCAUCAGCAGGUAUUUGGAUAACUGCAACAAAUAUGAACGUUGGACGACGUUAUUUGGCAACGUCGACAUUAACAAAUGGAACAAUAUUAGUUAUUAGCGGAACUCAUGGUACGUAUCUUCCAACUACUGAAUUAUACUAA
This is a messenger RNA of Adineta steineri, 2178 nucleotides long. The record is from the annotation of a GenBank genome assembly. Lineage: Eukaryota; Metazoa; Rotifera; Eurotatoria; Adinetida; Adinetidae.